AUGCCUAGACCAGGAAAAAAUUCUUAUGAUGAACAAAAACCACCAUAUUCAUAUAUUUGGUUAACAUAUAUGGCUAUUCAAAAUUCAAAAGAAAAAAUGUUACCAUUAACAGAUAUUUAUAAAUUUAUAAUGGAUCGUUUUCCUUUUUAUCGAAGUAAUACACAACGUUGGCAAAAUUCAUUACGACAUAAUUUGUCAUUUAAUGAUUGUUUUAUAAAAAUUCCUCGAAGACCUGAUAGACCUGGUAAAGGAUCAUAUUGGGCCAUUCAUCCAAAUGCAUUACAUAUGUUUGAAAACGGAAGUUGUCUUCGUCGUCAAAAACGUUUUAAAUGUGAUAAUAUUGAUUGUAUGAAAACAGAAAAUGUAAAACCUGCUAUAUCAAAAAAAGAAUCACUGGUAUAUCUUAAUGAAAUAAAUGAUAUGGCAACAAAAAAUUUAUUUAACAAUAAUAAAUCAAAAAAUAAAUGGCUAUUUUCAUCCACAUCAACACAACCAACAACAUCAUUUUCAAAUAUUCAAUUUUCAUCUAAAAAUUCAAAUUUAAAUACUUUUUUACCUUUAGAAUCUAUGUCUCAAAGUAUCUUAUUCCCAGUUUUUAGUAAUCUUUUAACAUCAGGAUAUUAUUUAGAUCCAUCUUUACUUUUUUUAACACAAUCAUCAUUACAACAAUCUCUUAAUCUAUCAACAAAUAAUAAUUUUGAUAAUAAUAUUUUACUAACACCUACUGAAACUUCAUCACCAAUACUAUCAUCUAUUAGUUCUAAAUCAAAUUUUACAAUAGAUUCAAUAUUAAAAAAUACUACAUCUUCUACUAUUGAGGUUGUAGCUAAAAAUUAA
This is a messenger RNA of Strongyloides ratti, 837 nucleotides long. Its product is annotated as Transcription factor, fork head domain and Winged helix-turn-helix DNA-binding domain-containing protein. Bases 1 to 837 code for a protein of 278 amino acids. Gene Ontology annotation, biological process: cell differentiation; anatomical structure morphogenesis; regulation of transcription by RNA polymerase II. The record is from RefSeq and is a predicted model, not a curated record. The transcript has 2 exons. Lineage: Eukaryota; Metazoa; Nematoda; Chromadorea; Rhabditida; Strongyloididae. Gene Ontology annotation, molecular function: DNA-binding transcription factor activity, RNA polymerase II-specific; RNA polymerase II cis-regulatory region sequence-specific DNA binding.